AAAAGUGUUCAAGCGAACAAAGUCAGAUUUAAAACCAUCAUUUUUCAAAUUACAUGACGUUAUGAAUAUUGUUCAUUUAUAACGAAAUAGGUGUGAAAAAAAGCAGACAUGAGUUUCUAUGAAUAAUUAUACAACUUUUCAAACCCACGCAAAAAUAACAGUUGAAAUUCUUGCAUGCCAUUUCCAUUCCGGAACGUACUUUAUAUAAGCUUUCGUUUCCGUUUACCGCCCACUUUCGAUCUUACAAGUUUAUAGAGAAUGCCUCUAACGGCCCAUUCCCUAGCUACCGAAACCCAAAACAAGACAGACGUUGCCAAUGACGCUGCAAACCAAGACGCCACCAAAAUAAAAGAAAAAAAAUGGUGGAAAUUAAGUUCAUCCAAAAAGGUGGAAGUUAAACCUGUUUUUAACGACAUCAAAGAUGUCUUAGAGACACCAGAGGAGCUAUCUCACAAGGCCGGACCAGAAACAUGCACACCAAAGUCACCAGAAAAAACCAGAGAAAACGGAAACAACAACCCAGAUGCUGACGCUGAUAUUGAAAAUGAAAAGCCUACUAGAACGGAGGGGAAAAAGUGGUGGUUUAUUUUUUCAUCCAAAACCAAGAAAACGAAAACUAUUUCUGGCGAUACCAGACAGCAGCGAGAUGGACAGAAGAAGAAAAAAUGGUGGAAAUUUUUUUCAUCCAAAACCAAGACAGUUGAUUUAACUUUAGAUCAACCAAAGACUGAAUGCGUAUUGGAAACACAAAUAUGUGAGAAGAAGUUUCUAGAGCCACCAUACAAUCCCAUCUACCUAUCCCUAAUGCUACUGAGCAUCAAUGGGUUGGGUGUAAAUAUGUUCAUUGACUCAGGUUGCCAUGCUUCAUUUAUUACCGAAAGUAUGUGGAAGCAGAUGGGGAAGCCAAAAUUAGAACCCCCUGAGUAUAAAUUGAAAUCUGGGAUUCUGGGCGGUGGCUUAAACUUAAUUGGACAUUUUAUGGCCACAGUCCGAUACCGCCAUAGAGAAUUUAAACUACCACUGUUGGUGACAAGCCAAUCGAAUCGGUUUAUCGAAUUUCAUAACUUAAAUAUCCUAGGACGAGUAUGGCUGUGUUGUAUUAAUUUGGACUGGAACAGAUUUUUCCAUACAGACUGGAACAAGGUUAUGUCUCCAGUUAAUGUAGAUUUUCGAUAUGAAACUACAAAUAUGAUGAAGUUAGCCUUGGAAUUAAAAUCUUGCUGUAACAGUCAAUGCCCUUCCAUCAAAGUAAGGAUGGAAGGUGUGGACAUAAAAAUGUUCGUAGACACUGGCAGCUACGAUUCUAGUAUCGGUUGGAGUGUAUGGAAAGCUUUAGGAAAACCAAAGCUUGAAAAAACGAAAACAGUUCUCAUCGCUCCCAACGGACGAAAGACAGGGGUGAAAGGAACAUGCUUUGUCAACGUGGAGUAUUCGGGCCAAAAAUGCUUCUUGCCUUUGCUUGUAUAUCGUCGUAGGAAGUAUACCGAUUCCCUCGCACAAAUUGGAAGAAAUUGGUUUCACUUGUUACGAAUCGACUUUAAUUCAUUGUUUGAAAGGAUUAAUUAUUGUAAAAAGAAAACACGUAAUCAAGCAAAUAAACCAAAGGGGUCCCACAAAUACUCAGAAAACAUCUGCAGACGCUGUUAUACUGUUUGGGAUCCUGAAGUCUAAACUUGAUCAGAAAACAAUGAACGUCAAUAAAGACAGCAAGAGGAAACGGCAAUCAUAAACCCGAUGGCAACAAAGACUAUUUACAUCGUAAAUUACCCAAAAUGUGCUUAUUCUUUUCACACUGUGUUUCUUCGCUCUCGCCACGUCGCCAGCAAGUGUGUGCAAUGAAGCGAUAAGCUAGACUCCAAUGUAAAGUUGCCAAUUGAAAGCGUCAGCAACCGUUGUGGCAUUUAGCGGUUGCUGCGGCCUGACACGCAAACUUUGCCUUCAUUUUGUUUUAAAAAAAAACCUUUCUCCCUUUUUUUGUUUGUACAAUAAAUAGAUGCGAAAUAUUGAAAAUAAAAUAAAUGAAUCAAACAUUAGCUUUUUAUUGUUUUGGCCAUUUUUUAAAAAUAGAUAUUGAAAAUCGGCUUCCGGUAUGACGUAACGUCUGGAAAUGGUGAAUAGUGUGACCGCCUUAUAUUCACGGCAAUCGCAACAUAGAGUAGCGACGCGGAACCGGAUAAUGUAAUUCCUUUUCUUCUUCCAUAUUCCUUUUCGCUGAAAAGCAUGGUGCGUUUCAGUGAACGAACGGGAAUCAAAAUUUCAAAUUUUUACCCACUUUAUUCCGCUAAACCGUCACGCCUUCAAAUAUUGUUCAUAUUACGCAAUCAGGAUGACGCCACCGUGACGGCAGCCAUGCCUGUACGAGCUGUAAAGGAGCCGAUCUUCUAGCUAGGCACUCAUCAAGUAUCAAAACUCCUAUAUAUGGAACGUGAUGACUGGUGAUUUUUGCAUGCAGCUAUAAAAGGAUGGCGAAUAGAAAAAAAAACGUAGCCAUCAGCAGAUAAAAGCCCUGAACAUGUAGAACGAUGAAGAAUAGAAAGAGAAAAUAACACUUACAGGGGCAAAAUAUAAUCGAAGGAUGUAAAACGCCAUGUAUAGACUACGCGGACCGUUGGUGGGCAUCAGUAGACGAAGAAUGAGAAGAUAUAAAGGGACAGCUAAAAAGCAGAAAGAUUGUGUUUUUUGUUUUUUUUGUGUUUUCAUUUUCCAGUUUGGAUGCUUCUUGUUUUGUUUUCUUGGUUGAAUCUUGUGGCUUUUUGGGCUUUUGGCUGGUUAUACAUAGUACAUGUCGCGCCGCGACGAGCCGACGACCGACGACAACCAAAAAGGUGAAAACGGCGCCACCAUACUCUAGAAAAAAAAAAGAUAUUCUCUACUCUCUCGUCUUCUUUUUAUUUGAGUGUGUGUGGGUUAGUUGUUUCCGCGAGACACACAUGGUAUGGAUACUGUGGCACCAGACCGGCUACAAUAUGCUCUUUACUGGUGUCAGCUCUUGUUUUCUGCUUGUCUUCUUUCUGUAUUUUCAUUUAUUCAUUUUUGUUGUUGUUGUUGAAAUAGA
Messenger RNA from Daphnia magna, 3055 nucleotides. RefSeq lists its product as uncharacterized. The coding region runs from base 259 to 1671 and encodes 470 amino acids. The transcript has a single exon. The record is from RefSeq and is a predicted model, not a curated record. NCBI's taxonomy places the organism in Eukaryota, Metazoa, Arthropoda, Branchiopoda, Diplostraca, Daphniidae.